This is a messenger RNA of Thamnophis elegans (Western terrestrial garter snake), 2161 nucleotides long. RefSeq names its product RAS like family 11 member B (gene RASL11B). Gene Ontology annotation, molecular function: GTPase activity; GTP binding. NCBI's taxonomy places the organism in Eukaryota, Metazoa, Chordata, Lepidosauria, Squamata, Natricidae. The coding region runs from base 53 to 793 and encodes 246 amino acids. The transcript has 4 exons. The record is from RefSeq and is a predicted model, not a curated record.
GCGGACGGGGCGGCUCCUUCGGCAUCCCUCGGCUUUCCCCGCAGUAGCUGCGAUGCGCCUGAUCCAGAACAUGGGCACCAUCGCCGAGUAUCCCCAGGCAGAGAACGUCCUCGGCGGAGACGGCGGCGCCUCCGGCCGCCCUCGGCUCAUCAAGAUCGCGGUGGUGGGAGCCAGCGGGGUGGGCAAGACCGCCCUGGUAGUGAGAUUUCUCACCAAGCGAUUCAUUGGAGACUACGAACGGAAUGCAGGUAACCUGUACAGCAGACAGAUUGAAAUCGAUGGAGAGACGUUUGCAAUUCAGGUGCAGGAUACACCUGGGAUACAGAUGCACAGACACAGCCUGGAUUGUAACGAACAGCUGAACAAAUGUCUCCGCUGGGCAGAUGCAGUGGUAAUCGUCUUUUCCAUUACCGAUCAUAAAAGUUACGAACUCCUUGGCCAUUUCCACCAGCACGUACGGCAGGUCCAUCCCGGGAAUCGAGUCCCCGUAGUUAUUGUCGCAAACAAAGCGGACCUCCUCCAUAUUAAGGAGGUAGAACCUCAGCGUGGACUUCAGCUGGCCGGCAUGCUGGGCUGUAAUUUCUACGAGGUCUCCGUCAGUGAGAACUACAAAGAGGUCUUCUGUGCCUUCCACAGCUUGUGCAAAGAAGUUAGUAAACAACAACCCGCCGGGACCCCGGAGAAGCGGAGGACUUCCCUCAUCUCGAGGCCCAAGUCACCCAACAUGCAAGACCUGAAGAGAAGGUUUAAGCAAGCUUUGUCGGCCAAAGUGAGAACCGUCACCUCUGUCUGAAAGGUUGAUUGACCUGGAUGGAAAACUUCUUCACGCCUUCCCUUCUCAGCGAAGAGUCCAUUGGUUCCAAGUCGGGAACAUUUUGCUGGCGCCAAGGCCACCCAGGAAGAUCAGAGAGCGAGGAAGUGUAUGUGUUCCAGUGAUACUGGACUAGGGAGUAUAAAGCAAAGGAGAAACUCCAACAAAACUUGAAUAAGUUCCUAAAGAAGGGACACUUUUAUGCUGAAAGCAGGACAUUUGAAUGCAUUCAAAACAUUGCCAUAUUCUAUGAUGGAGGUUAGGGUAGCUUAGUAUUUGCUAUCCUGUUCACUUUAGAAGAAGAUGGGGGGAAAUAUUCAGAAUGACAUUUCUUUCAUUGGAAACAGACAUCCUUAGGCUAUUGAAUUAGGGCUGGUUUCUUUUAUAAAUCUCACAAGAGACUUUUGAUUUUUUUUUAUUAAAAAAAAUCCAGUUCAUGAAGUACAUCAUGCAUUUCUGUUCCAACAGAGCAGUAACAGAGUUUUUGGGUGUAAAACGUCUUAAACGAUUAUAUUUGAUUGCCGUGAGACAUACUGUGCUGCAAAUACUUAAGUGUAUUUUUUUUUUUUUACAACUGCAUAACAUUCUCAAGAUUUUAAGAUUAGUCGGUCGUCUGAUGCAAUGCUGGAUUUAUUUUCAGAUAAAUCCAAAUGAACCGAUCUAAAUAUGGAUUGAAAGUCAUACUGUUUCGGUUCGUGCCACUUCUUUGUUAAGAUGUGGAGCAGGCCAUAUCUCUAAUUGAGGCGGAAGGGGCUUUCCACUGUUGUAUCAAUCUGUCGUUCGUGAUUUAACCGCUAGCCAAAUGCUGGACCAUGAGGCUCGUCCCAUAAAGCAGAAAAUGUUUAAAAUAAGAGAUGCAAAGAUAACAUGGAUGCAUUUUUAACAAAAAGCAACACUGUGCUUUCCCCUUAAGCGGUAACUUAUUUAUUUUAUGUUUCAGAAACAUGACCAGGGUACGAGAUCUUUAUUUUGUGUCAUCAUUAAAUUAAACAAUGUUUUCUCAAGAAUGCUUUGUACUUUUCUAACCAGUUGCUAGGGAACGUACAUAGAAAGAAAAUGAGGCUGUGUUAGUAAGAUUUCUACUGCCUGCUAAGCAAGGGAAAAAAUGUAUUACUGGAGGGGUCUAACAAAUCUUACACGGGCACAGGGGCAUUGAUUUUUGAGAAUGCUACACACCCAACAGCAUCUAUAUCUUGCAAGUAUAGAUUUCUAUACCAGAAUAGUUGUGUAGCUGCUAUACAAAGUUAACUUGCUUCUCAAAUGUUUUUCUAACUACAUGGUAACCACUCCAGGCGUGAAAUCCUCCCGGUUCGGCCCGGUUCGCCCGAACUGUCAGGGAAAAAAAAUGCU